This is a messenger RNA of Microtus ochrogaster (prairie vole), 3331 nucleotides long. RefSeq names its product discs large MAGUK scaffold protein 4 (gene Dlg4). Gene Ontology annotation, molecular function: ionotropic glutamate receptor binding; protein kinase binding. The record is from RefSeq and is a predicted model, not a curated record. NCBI's taxonomy places the organism in Eukaryota, Metazoa, Chordata, Mammalia, Rodentia, Cricetidae. Gene Ontology annotation, biological process: chemical synaptic transmission; embryo development; establishment or maintenance of epithelial cell apical/basal polarity. Gene Ontology annotation, cellular component: neuron projection; basolateral plasma membrane; postsynaptic density membrane.
AACCCCCGCCACGGCCCCUAGCCCCUGGCCGUUCGGCAAGACCCCUGCUUAUCCCGGGGCUUCCCGAAAUCCAGUUCCCCUCCCCCACCCCAGCUCAUGCCCCAGCCCCAGAAGUCCGGGGCUGCCAGCCCCCGGUGCCCCUGCCCCUCCUGAGAAUCGGGGUGUGCUCCUCAAGCCCCCUCCCUUCCACUUGGGAGCCCCUUUUAGGGUCCCCCCUCCCUUCCACGCUCCCCUAUCCUUCUCUUUUCCAACCUUCUCUUUCCCCUCUCACCCCUCCCCCCAUCCUGGCCCCCCCUGCAAAAGUGGGGUGCGGAGGGGGGAGGGGUGAGAACCCACCAAGGGGAGGAACAAAACUCCAAUGAAGUCAGAGCCCCCUACUCACCACCGCGGCCAGGCCCCCCAACAUGGACUGUCUCUGUAUAGUGACAACCAAGAAAUACCGCUACCAAGAUGAAGACACGCCCCCUCUGGAGCACAGCCCGGCCCACCUCCCCAACCAGGUAAACGCCCCCGAGCUGGUGCACGUGGCGGAGAGGAACUUGUCCCACCUCGAGGCCGUCCAUGGGGUCGUGGGCCACGCCCACCUCUCCCCCCUCAAGGCCAAUUCUCCCCCUGUGAUUGUCAACACGGACACUCUAGAAGCCCCGGGAUAUGUGAACGGGACAGAGGGGGAGAUGGAAUACGAGGAGAUCACAUUGGAAAGGGGUAACUCAGGUCUGGGCUUCAGCAUCGCAGGUGGCACCGACAACCCUCACAUCGGUGACGACCCAUCCAUUUUCAUCACCAAGAUCAUUCCUGGUGGGGCUGCAGCACAGGAUGGCCGCCUCAGGGUCAACGACAGCAUCCUGUUUGUAAACGAAGUGGACGUUCGGGAGGUGACCCAUUCGGCUGCAGUGGAGGCCCUCAAAGAAGCAGGUUCCAUCGUUCGCCUCUACGUCAUGCGCCGGAAACCGCCAGCUGAGAAGGUCAUGGAAAUCAAACUCAUCAAAGGGCCUAAAGGACUUGGCUUCAGCAUUGCAGGGGGUGUAGGGAACCAGCACAUCCCUGGCGAUAAUAGCAUCUACGUAACGAAGAUCAUCGAAGGAGGUGCUGCCCACAAGGAUGGCAGGUUGCAGAUUGGAGACAAGAUUCUGGCGGUCAACAGCGUGGGGCUAGAGGACGUCAUGCAUGAGGAUGCCGUGGCAGCCCUGAAGAACACAUAUGACGUUGUCUACCUAAAGGUGGCCAAGCCCAGCAAUGCCUACCUGAGUGACAGCUAUGCUCCCCCAGACAUCACAACCUCGUAUUCUCAGCACCUGGAUAAUGAGAUCAGUCACAGCAGCUACUUGGGCACUGACUACCCCACAGCCAUGACCCCCACUUCCCCUCGGCGCUACUCCCCUGUGGCCAAGGACCUGCUGGGCGAGGAAGACAUUCCUCGGGAACCCAGGCGAAUUGUGAUCCACCGGGGUUCCACAGGCUUGGGCUUCAACAUCGUGGGUGGCGAGGAUGGUGAAGGCAUCUUCAUCUCCUUCAUCCUUGCUGGGGGUCCUGCUGACCUCAGUGGGGAGCUGCGGAAGGGGGACCAGAUCCUAUCGGUCAAUGGUGUUGACCUCCGCAAUGCCAGCCAUGAACAGGCUGCCAUUGCCCUGAAGAACGCGGGUCAGACGGUCACGAUCAUUGCUCAGUAUAAGCCAGAAGAGUAUAGCCGAUUCGAGGCCAAGAUCCAUGAUCUUCGGGAGCAGCUGAUGAAUAGUAGCCUGGGCUCAGGGACUGCAUCUCUGCGGAGCAACCCCAAGAGGGGUUUCUAUAUCAGGGCCCUGUUUGAUUAUGACAAGACCAAGGACUGCGGUUUCUUGAGCCAGGCCCUGAGCUUCCGCUUCGGGGAUGUGCUUCAUGUAAUUGACGCUAGCGAUGAAGAGUGGUGGCAGGCACGGCGGGUCCACUCUGACAGUGAGACCGAUGACAUUGGCUUCAUUCCCAGCAAACGGCGGGUUGAGCGACGAGAGUGGUCAAGGUUAAAGGCCAAGGACUGGGGCUCCAGCUCUGGAUCACAGGGUCGAGAAGACUCGGUUCUGAGCUACGAGACAGUGACGCAGAUGGAAGUGCACUAUGCUCGUCCCAUCAUUAUCCUUGGGCCCACCAAAGACCGAGCCAAUGAUGAUCUUCUCUCUGAGUUCCCCGACAAGUUUGGAUCCUGUGUCCCUCAUACGACACGUCCCAAGCGGGAAUACGAGAUAGAUGGCCGGGAUUACCAUUUUGUGUCCUCCCGGGAGAAAAUGGAGAAGGACAUUCAGGCGCACAAGUUCAUUGAGGCUGGCCAGUAUAACAGCCACCUCUAUGGGACCAGUGUCCAGUCUGUGCGAGAGGUAGCAGAGCAGGGGAAGCACUGCAUCCUCGAUGUCUCGGCCAAUGCCGUGCGGCGGCUGCAGGCGGCCCACCUGCACCCUAUCGCCAUCUUCAUCCGUCCCCGCUCCCUGGAGAAUGUGCUAGAGAUCAAUAAGCGGAUCACAGAGGAGCAAGCCCGGAAAGCCUUUGACAGAGCCACUAAACUGGAGCAGGAAUUCACAGAGUGCUUCUCAGCCAUCGUGGAGGGCGACAGCUUCGAGGAGAUCUACCACAAAGUGAAGCGUGUCAUUGAAGACCUCUCAGGCCCCUACAUCUGGGUCCCAGCCCGAGAGAGACUCUGAUUCCUGCCCUGGCUUGGCCUGGACUCACCCCGCCUCCAUCGCCUGGGCCCUUGGUCUGGACUGAAUAGCCCAAGCCCUUCGUGCCCCAGCCUCCCUUCCCACCCUUCUUAUUUAUUUCCUUUCUAACUGGAUCUAGCCCACUGGAGGGGGGACACUCCUCUGCAUGUAUUCCUGUACCCCAGAUCAGGGCUCCUGGACCCCAGGAACUUGGGGUCUGGGGGGGCUGGGCUCCUGGUUCCGAGCCCUUGCUCCUUAGGACCCCCUACCCCUGCCCGCCCCCAUGCACACUCAGACCCACUGGGGGCCUCUGCCCUCCCCAUUUCUCCCACAUACAUUCCAGAAGUCAGGGCCCCUCUCAAGGAGUACCCGCUGUAGGGAUGCAGGACCGCAGGCUUCCGCGCUCUCCUGAGGCAGGGGCUGGGGUCACCCCUGCCCCAUCAUAACUCCCAUGUCAUUUGAUUUCUCUUUAUUUUCUCCAUUGUUUUCUUCUCAAAGGUGGUUUUUGGGGGGAGAAGCAGGGGGACUCUACUGCAGGUUCCCUGUCUUCCACGCGCCUCCCACCUUUUUUCUUUGCUGGUUUGCAUGAGUGGAAGGUCUAACUGUGGCUUUUUUUUUUUCUGGGAUUUUUUUCUUUUUUCUUUUUUCUUUUUUUCUUUUUUUUG